Molecule: messenger RNA, 1069 nt
Organism: Solenopsis invicta (red fire ant)
Lineage: Eukaryota; Metazoa; Arthropoda; Insecta; Hymenoptera; Formicidae
Exons: 2
Coding region: 384-977 (197 amino acids)
Source: RefSeq, a predicted model, not a curated record
GAGAAAUUCAUUUCUUAACAACAAAAAUUAUUCAAGAUUUCAUUAGUCUUCAUCAGUCUAAUGGAUGAUCAAGUCACGUUAAGACAGUAUUAAUUAAAAUAAAUAUUUACCAUCUAAAAUAAAAAAUAAAAUAGUUAUAUAGAAAAAUGUAAUUUCCUAUGACACUGCUACGGGUAAAGAUGCUAGUACAGAUUUGGCAAACCGAUAAUGACUCGACUGUUUCCUGUUUUCGGUGACGGAUAACGGCUAGCAGUUUUUACUUUGAUACCGCACGACUAGACCCUCUCUGGCACGCAAAACUGACUGCAGAUCUGCGGGCUUGAGGGUCUUCUGUACAUUCGUCAGCACAGAUAACACCAACAAUAGCAACACAAACAGCAAACAUGGGAAACAACGGUAAACCGCGUCGGAAUAGAACUCGGCGGGCCGCAAAGCGUCUUUGGCGGACCAGAGUCGGGGAAGCGCGUCACCUCCUCGACGAAGUUUUUUUCGAGUACCUGCGAGGAAUAGACCGCAUCCCUCCGGAAGCUGAGCCGGUUUCUCAUCUUUCCUCUCCACCUCCUCUUCCCGAGGAACUCGAAGUUCCUCAGGUUCAUCAGCCUACUUCCACUGCCCUCUCGAUCUCCUCAUUAUUUACAUACAGAGUAGCCGCUGAUAUCCCUCCUUCGUCGGUCCCUAGUGUCUCCUAUUCCCCGACACCGUAUCUGGAACGCAGUCCAGAGCGGUCCCCUUUAAACUCUCCUCCUUAUUCCCCGGCUAACUCGGAUAUCGAUCAUGGAGGAAAUAAAAAGCAAAAACGACACCGAACAACCAACCAGGGCGGAUACGCCAACGCCAAGAACGAGAGAAAGAGACAGCGACACAGAACCCUCAACGCCGCAGAGGGCCGUCACGCCAAGGUACGUGACAACGCAGCAGAAGAGAGACGAACACGAGGCAGACCAGCAACCUGUCAUCCAAACGCGCGUCAGCAAUGACAAAUAAGAUAAGAAACCGGCGAUACAAAACUAGGAUAAUUACUUUACUUUAUUUUACUUUACGUUUCGUGUAGAUAAUCAUUUUUUUAAAU